AUUAACAUGGAAUCUACCAAUCAAACAGAUGCAAUAGAAUUUCUGCUCUUGGGCCUUUCAGAUGAUCCAGAGUUGCAGCCCAUUCUUUUCGGACUGUUCCUGUUUAUGUACUUGGUCACAUUUCUGGGGAACCUAAUUAUAACCCUGACCAUCAGUGCAGAGUCCCAUCUCCAUACCCCCAUGUACUUUUUUCUCUCCAAUCUAUCCGUGGCUGAUAUCUGUAUAAGCUCAACUACAGUCCCAAAGAUGCUCUUGAACAUCCAAACACAGGAUCACAGAAUAACUUACUCAGACUGCGUAACUCAGGCUAGCUUUGUCUUGCUUUUUGCUGGAUUAGAAAAUUGCUUGCUUGCAGCAAUGGCCUAUGACCGCUAUGUGGCCAUUUGCCACCCUCUGAGGUACACAGUUAUCAUGAACUCAUGCUUCUGUAGUAUACUUAUUGUAGUAUCCUUGGCUAUUAGUGCUGUCAAUGCACUACUGCUCAGUCUCAUGGUGCUGCAUCUGAAUUUCUGCACAGAAGUUGAAAUCCCACACUUCUUCUGUGAACUUGCUCAGAUCAUAAAGCUUGCCUGCUCAGAUGCUCUCAUAAAUAAUAUUUUGAUUUAUAUCUCAGCUUUCAUGUUUGGUGGUAUUCCUUUCUUCGGAAUAUUUCUUUCUUAUACUGAAAUUGUCUCCUCUGUUUUGAAAAUUCCAUCAAGGCAAGGAAGAUAUAAAGCAUUUUCCACGUGUGGCUCUCACCUGUCAGUAGUUUCCUUGUUUUAUGGGACAGGCUUAGGAGUGUACAUUAGCUCUGCUGUUACUGAAUCUCCCAGGAAGACAGCAGUUGCUUCAGUGAUGUACUCUAUUGUCACUCAGAUGCUGAACCCUUUUAUCUACAGCCUGAGGAACAGCGACAUGAAAGAAGCUUUGAGGAAACAUGUUGGAAGGAUAGCUUCCAUUGUAUAA
Molecule: messenger RNA, 945 nt
Organism: Mus pahari (shrew mouse)
Lineage: Eukaryota; Metazoa; Chordata; Mammalia; Rodentia; Muridae
Product: olfactory receptor 7G2-like
Exons: 1
Coding region: 7-945 (312 amino acids)
Biological process (GO): G protein-coupled receptor signaling pathway
Cellular component (GO): membrane
Molecular function (GO): G protein-coupled receptor activity; olfactory receptor activity
Source: RefSeq, a predicted model, not a curated record